UGACAGCAGCGGGUACACACACAGCUAACCAGACUGUAAAUCCAUGAACGCAAUAACGUGCAGGUAGCAGGCUUUUUGUUUGUCUUUUAUCGUCAAGAAUCACAAAUAAGAAACACCAAAGCAACAACCGUGGCUAUGGAGAGAAAAAGUCUGCCUGUUAAGCGUAUUCUCAACAAGCCUCAGAUAUUCCGCAGCGAUCCUCGCGGUGAUGUGAAUACGAGCCACUCCCGGGCUGGACACUCACUCCAGACCAAAGUGCAACGCAGCAGGCACAAGCAUCUCUAUGACAUCAACCAUCAGAUCAGGGUGAAGCCUGAUUUAAACACAACACUACCAGUUCGACAGACGGCCUCCAUCUUCAAACAGCCAGUGACCAAGGUAACAAAUCACCCCAACAACAAGGUGAAGGCAGACCCUCAGAAAGCUGUGGACCAACCAAAACAACUGUUCUGGGAGAGGAAGUUGAGUGGUUUAAAUGCAUUUGAUAUAGCAGAGGAGCUGUUGAAAACUAUGGAUCUUCCCAAAGGCUUACAGGGUGUUGGGCCUGCAUGUUCAGACAAAACGUUGCUCUCUGCCAUCGCCAGCGCCCUGCAUACAAGCCCGGCGCCCAUCACCGGGCAGCUCACUGCUGCAGUAGAGAAAAAUCCUGGAGUCUGGCUGAACACGACACAGCCUCUUUGCAAAGCCUUUGUAGUGACUGAUGAUGACAUCAGGAAGCAGGAGGACCUGGUGCAGAAUGUGAGAAGACGGCUCGAGGAAGCCUUGAUGGCCGAUUCCCUGGCUGACGUGGAGGACAUCCCUGCAGAAGCAGCAGUCGACAAAGAAGAAGAGAAGGUGGAGCAAGUGGACAAGGAGAAAUUAUAGUCCAGGUUUGUUGAACAUGAUGUUUACUGGUAAAGUCUUUCAGAUAUUCAAGUGAAUGACACCAUGGUAAUUAAACUAACUGUAAAUGCAAACAUUCAUCAUAUUUUUCUAACCUAAACGAUGACUUUUUGCCUUAAUUACAUUUUUUUACAUUGUAGUCUUAAAAGGGUGCUUUGAGUUUCCAUUUUUUUGUUUUACCUCUAAUAAUAUAUGGCAGCUGUGGAUGGUGCUAGUACAAUGCAGUGUUACAUUUAUUUAACAGCUUAAGUCGAUGCUGAAGACGCAAACCUUGUGUAUGUGAAGGUCUGUGUUAUGAUGUUUAAACUGGUCCUGAGAAGUGUGUGUACUUUUGACUGUUCUCCCAGAAUGUGUGGCUUUAUACUUUACUGACACUGUAGGUAGUGUGUUACAGUGUGUUUGGAAAGCUGCAGUAUUUUUAUACACACACAGCUUACCUGUGGCUGUGAAUGGCCAAACAUUUCAAGGUUUAACGGUUACUUCCUUGUAUUGUUCUGAUUUUUGUUUUCCCCCCCACAAUAAACAAGUUCAUAUA
Cololabis saira (Pacific saury) is the source of this 1417-nucleotide messenger RNA. It is a transcript of the gene mbd3a, whose product is annotated as methyl-CpG binding domain protein 3a. NCBI's taxonomy places the organism in Eukaryota, Metazoa, Chordata, Actinopteri, Beloniformes, Belonidae. The transcript is spliced from 7 exons. The record is from RefSeq and is a predicted model, not a curated record. Bases 136 to 864 code for a protein of 242 amino acids.